AUGUGCAUGAAUUAUUCCAAGCAGUUCACCCAUUUGGGGAACAUCACAGAAACAACCAAGUUUGAGAAGAUGGCAGAGGACUGCAAAAAGAACAUGGAGAUCCUCAAACAAGCUCACACCAAGGGAUUUCCCCUGCCCAAAUAUCAUUAUGAGCAGCGGACCUUCAAUGUGGUCAAGAUAUUCCCAGAAUUAAACAGCAAUGAUAUGAUUCUUUACAUAGUGAAAGGAAUCAACCUGCCUGCUCCUCCAGGCAUGUCUCCAAAUGAUUUAGAUGCCUUUGUACGCUUUGAAUUCCCCUAUCCCAAUGCGGAGGAAGCUCAAAAAGACAAGACCAAUGUGAUCAAAAAUACCAAUGCUCCUGAAUUCCAAGAGAAGUUCAAGCUGUUUAUUAAUCGGGGACAUCGGGGACUCAAGCGAGCCAUUCAGACUAAAGCCAUCAAGUUUGAGGUUGUCCAUAAAGGAGGGCUGUUCAAAACUGACCGAGCAGUGGGAACUGCACAAUUGAAACUGGAGGCAUUGGAGACAUCUUGUGAAGUUCGGGAGAUAUUGGAGCUUUUGGAUGGUCGCCGGCCCACAGGAGGCAAGAUAGAAGUAAUUGUCCGCCUCCGAGAGCCAUUGACUUCCCAGCAACUGGAGACAACAACAGAGAAGUGGCUGGUCAUUGAUCCUCUCACUAUGCCACCAGUUGCACUUCCCAAACCCAAAGCACCUUUACCUCCUGGGAAGAAUGUGAGCAAUAGCAAGACUGUCUGCACUCUCCACAGUUUCAACGUGUUAGCUUUUGACAAGGAAAGGCUGGAGAGAAAGAUAAUGACAUGCAAGCAAAGUGGCCAACGGCCCCCUGGUGACCUGGUGGAGCAACAUCAGAAUGUCAUACAGAUGAUCCAGUGGCAAAAGUCACAGAUCCAGCAUGGUGGCCCUGCUGUCCUGAAAGAGUACCUGACUCAGCUGGAGCGGUACCAGCAGUGGUACACAGAGGCAGCACGGCGGCUUGGUAGCGAAGGCAAGCGGGAGGCAGCUAAAGAUGCCCUCUACAAACGCAAUCUGGUUGAGUGUGAGCUACAGAAAUUCCGCAAAUGAAGCAAAGAUUAGAUGGAAGCUCUCUCAUCCUUCUGCCAAUCAUCUGUACUCUUCAUGCACAGUCUUCUUCACACACAGUCUUCUUAUUGUGGUGGGGAGAGCUGGCUUACUCUGGCUUACUGUGCUUGGACAGGGACAUCCUUUGAGACCUUCAGUAAAUGUAAGGAGUGGGGACCCCUUUGUUUCCCCCAUCAAUAUGUGAGGCUGCCAGGUGAAAAGAGACAAUCUGCGAGACAAUUGCUGGGCCUUAGUGGAGAAGAGAAUCUUUUUUUCUCUCUCUUUCCAGCUGUAGUGACUGGGUACAUGCUCACCCUGAAACCAGUUUGAACCUGUUUAUAGAUCUAGUGGCUUUUUCCAGCAGUAGUCUCCAAGAAUUUAGAGUAUUGUAAGGGUGCUGAGAAUACUUAGCCCCUGCUGCCACUGUGAUUCCCCAAAUCUCUUGAUCCAGAGCUUUGUUAAUUCAACAGACUUGACUCUGUUUUGACCAGGGAGCAUAAACAUGCCUAGUGUCAUGGCUCCUUAGUUCCAUAGGUUGGAAGGACCCCAUAGUACCUGAUGUAUACUGAGUUUGCUAUCUUUAGGAAUUCUGCACCUUUAAAAACAUUAUAAACCCUCAUCCAUAGAGUUUACAUUCACAAAUCCCCUUAUUGCUACACCCCUUGUACCCUCUUCCCAUUCUUUUGCACCAAGCACUUUGCACAUAUCCCUUCCAAAUUCUGCUUGUUUGCCCUCAGUUCUUUUUUCCUUUGGGUGCUCACUGCUUAGAAUUGACCUGAUCCUUCUUGUGUGAUCAUGGUGACUGUGGAUAUGGUUGUGAAGUUUUGCAUGGCAGCUGUUAUGAGAUCCUGGCUUCUGAACUGGCAUCAGAUGACAGUCUUGAUGGAAAAUCUGCAUAGAUACCAUCCUCCUCUCAUGGCAUCUGACUCCUCUGUACAGCUCAUUUCAGGGAAAGAAAGGUUCUGAGCUCAGAGACUGAGGCUUUUUACUGGGUCUUGAGAACUGAGGUGCUGCCUCCCUGAUUUUUAUUUUUCUCCUUUCUUUUUUGCUUUUGGAACAGUCAAUAGAAGAUAUAUUGGACUAAGACCCCUCCCCCCCCCCAGUGUAGAGGCUGGAAGACUGCUGAGGAUGAUUUUCUUUUCCCCUUAAUACCUAAAUAGCACAAAGUAUAGGCUUCCAUCCUCCAUGAAUGAUGCUCAGAUUGAUUUGAACAUGAGCUCAGAUGUGAGACACAAUCACACAGCUGCAACCUCAUGCAGCUUAGAGCGGUGUUUGUACUUGUUCCUUGUACCACUUCUACUCCAUGCAGAAGGGUAUCAGAGAAUCACCAGUUCCUUGACCCCAUCCUAUCUCUGGUCCCCCUCAAAGGUUUGAGGAUAGAGGAGGUAUGGUGCUGUAGCCCAGGAUUUAGCAACUACAGUGAGUUCAGGAGCCAGUUCUCUCCUACCAGCAUCUGUUUCACAACAGAAUUUGAUAUUGUGCAAGGAACCACUACCACCACCUCACUUUCACUUCCAAGCAAGGCAGACAGAUUGGACCUUGUUCUAAAGUGAAAAUGUGCUCCCAACCCCAAAUUUGUCAGCACUAAGGGGGCUGCAUGUAGAAUAUGUGUUCUCCAUGCUGCUGUGGCCUAUGGGCAUUCAUUUAGUGUGACAUUACAGGAACUGGCUCCCCAUUUGGCAGCUGGAAAUGUAACCUUUUAAUGGAAUUAUCCUGUAUUAAAUAAAAGGCAUUUUUAAAUGUAAGAAAUUAACUCAGGGUUGCUGCUGCUCAGGACAGGUUAGGUGACAAGCUGUAGGUUAGAUCCUGGACUGUCUUCCCUUCCCUCACCUUGGUUCCUUUUAAAACCAAAAUGUAUCCCCUCCUUGUCUCAAAAUAGUGAGAUAAUAAAAGGGAAACAAGUGUUCUAAACAACCCUUUCCCCACUCCCAUUUUCACAUUUCACAUUUCCUCUUGGGUAUUAGGGAAAUCACAUCUUUUGUACAAGUGCCUGCCUCUUGAGGUUGUUGCUCAGCCAGAGGCCUUGAAAACCAAUGUUAGAAGCAGAGGCCGUGAAUUCGACUGUAAUGGCUUUAUUUUAUGCUCAGAGUGACAUAAAUAUAUAAAAAUUUUAAGGAUGGGAAUUUAAAAAGGAAUCUCUGUAAGACCCAACUGGAAUCUUGCACUAAUAAUAAAAAUGUUGUUAAAACCA
Molecule: messenger RNA, 3268 nt
Organism: Sceloporus undulatus (fence lizard)
Lineage: Eukaryota; Metazoa; Chordata; Lepidosauria; Squamata; Phrynosomatidae
Gene: CC2D1A
Product: coiled-coil and C2 domain containing 1A
Exons: 14
Coding region: 1-1080 (359 amino acids)
Biological process (GO): regulation of transcription by RNA polymerase II
Cellular component (GO): nucleus
Molecular function (GO): DNA-binding transcription repressor activity, RNA polymerase II-specific; RNA polymerase II cis-regulatory region sequence-specific DNA binding
Source: RefSeq, a predicted model, not a curated record